AUGUACGAGCCGGAAACGAGUUAUGAUGAAUUUCUAAAGAAAGAAAUGGAGAAGCAUCCAGAAUUGAAUUUGAAUGAUAUCGAAUUGUUGAAGAAACAAGUCGAAGCUAAUAAAGAGUUACCUCUUAUAAAUGGUACGAUUUUUAAUUCCAACGCGAUUCGAGAAUGUUUUUCUAAUAUUUCAACUGCACUUGUUUAACAUCACUGUAAAAAAAAAAAAAAUAAACAGUUAAUUUAAAUUUAAUAUAAUUUUAUGUUUUUUUGUUGUUUUACUAUUUCAGAGAAAUUUCUAAUCAUAUUUCUGCACGGUAGUUAUUUUAUUGUAGAAAAUGCGUAUAAGACUAUCGUUGCAAAUUACAGAUACCGCAAAGAACUGCCACAGAUAUUCUCAAAGUUUGAUCCGUCGGCCGCAGAAAUGAAAAAAGUAUUCGAAACAGUGUAAGCAAAUUCGAUUUUUUAUAAUUUUACAAAAUCUGAAUCAAUACGUUUUAUUUUAAUACAAAGUCUCGCGUGAUUAGGGGACAUCAAUUUUAAUGAUGACGACGAAUAUUCAAAAACGUUUUCGAUUAUAUUUCUCUUUGCGUGGUAGACAAAAAUACAUACAUUUUUUUAGUGUCAAUAUUCUUUGCACGCAUUUUUCGUCUAUAAUCGCCCGAGUAAAUAGUACGAUUCAUUAUUGUUUUUAGUUUUUUAAUUUAAAUUUUUUCUAGGUCCUUAAGCGUAGUGACGCAACCGUGUUCCUCAAACACAGAGCGAAUCAUAUACACCAGCUUGAAGACGCCCAAUGCUACAAAUUAUGACUUUGUGGAAGUUUCUAAAUAUUUAGUUAUGAUGAUGGAAUACUUAAUAAUCAGAAACGGUACGUUCGACGGAGUGAUAUUGGCGAUGAAUAGCAAAGACUUCAGUUUACGACAUAUCUCCAAGACACCGAUACGCGUGUUGAAAAGAUUACUCGGGUUUAUACAAGUACGUAAGCCGGUAAAAACUCGUUUUAUUUCUAUAGGUUCAUUUCCGGGAUUGUUUAAAAUUUGAAUUAACCGUAUUAAAACUGCGCAGGUACCUAGUAAAAUUAUUAAUUAAAAAUUCAAACACUACAACAGUACUCAUUUUAUCAACAUUGCAUCUGAUUAUAUUUUUUUAUAGUAUUCCUUAGAAUUUAUUAAAAAAAAAACAAAAAUAAAUUAUAACGCAGAUUGUGUCAUAUAACACUCCUUAAUGAGAACUAAGGUUUUUUAUUUUGUUGCUACAAACAAUUUUAUACAAACCAUUCUAAUAAUUUGAAUAGUUUUUUAAAAUUUUUUUUCUAUAAUCAUUAAGAUACUUACAUUUUACUUGACUGUGGGAACUUUUGGCGUAUUGAUUAUAUAGUUAUUAUCCUAUAGCUAUAAUUAAAUUAUUUAACACGUUCGUUAUGUACCUAAAAAUUAAAGCGCUGUUUUAAAAUAUAUAUAUAUAUAUAUAUAUGUUAAAUUUUUACACAAGGCAAAACAAAAUUGCUUUAUUUAUUGAUAAUUUUAAAUUCAUAAUAAUUUUCAGAAACUAUCUACACAUUUUUUUGUUUUUCGUUUAAAGGAAGCGCUGCCGAUACGACUGAAACAAGUACACAUCUUAGAUGCCGGAAUGGUAGCAACUACGAUGUUUAAUAUAGCGAAACCAUUUUUAAAAGGACCGUUAAUUGCAAUGGUAAGUAUCACUCGAUGCGUACGGAAAUACAUAAUCACAUUCUUACAAUUGUUUAGCAAUUCAGUACUAUGGUUCGAAUACUAUGAAUUCUAUCACUGUCGUCAACGUAUAAUAAUAAUAAUAUGUAUUUAUUAAUCGAACGCAAUGUCUAUAAAUUAAACAUGCAUAAUAAUAUAUUACUUUGUAUAAGAAACAUACACACAAUUUUAAUAUAUAAUCACGUACUUGUAUUGGAUUUUUAAGUUGCAAAUGUACCCCGAGAAUUCGGAAGAAGUUUUCGAAAACCUACCGGUCGACAUAAUGCCGUCAGAAAUCGGAGGAAAAGGAAAAUCGCAUUAUGAGUAUUGCGGUAAUUAAAUAAUUAUUUAUUACAAUUUAAAUUUAGGAAAAUAAAUAAUAAUCGAAAAAGUAAUCAUCAUGAAGUUGGCCUCCCCACUCUGUCCGUUUGACUUCAAAAUACCACUAAAUAAUUGCAAAUUGAGUUUUGCUAAUUGCAAAUUAUCCAGUUUUGAGUAAAAUCUAAUUCAAUAUUGGGGGGGCCAACUUCAUGUAGCCCCCCAUUUUGUCCGAUUGACUUAAAAAUACCAAAAAAUAAUUGUAAAUUAAUUACAAAUAAUUGCAAAUCGAGUUUCGCUAAUCGCAAAUCUUUUUUAUAUUUUUUACGAAUUUUUCAAUUUUUUGAACGAACGUGGAUUGAGAACAGUCAAAAUAUGAUCGGUUCGCGCAUGCGCAUAAUACAUUUUCAUUCUCUCUACUCGUAUAAAUAUGUUGCAUUCUUUAUGGUUAGAGCCUAGAAUUAUAAAAUGCGUUUGAAAUCUGGGCGUUUGACAUCAAACUGUUUUCAUUGUAUUUUGCAUAUCGAUGCCAUAAUUGAAAGGUUAAGGUAUUUUUGGUUAUUAUAUAAAAAAUAAUAAUAAUUUCCAUAUUUUAUAUACUCUUUAUAAAUAAAUAAAGUAUUUCCUCUUUUAUCAUUAUUUUUUACUAUAAACACGAGAAUUAAUAUGUUGAACAUCAACUUAUUAAUUUAAAAGUUCAGAUUAUUAUCAAUAAAUUGUUUGUAAAUGAAAAUUAUAUUUUUAAUAUCAAAUUGCUAUCAAAGAAACUAAAUAAUUAUAUAGGUACUAUGUACCAUGGUUUAUGAUAGACUUUUGGAUGACCUACUUGGCUAAUCUUUUUUGAACGCUGAUUAAUUUGGUACACAUUCAUUUUUAAAGUCUUUACCUAAUACGUAUUUUUAAUAUUUUUGUGCAUAUAUUAUUGUUGCAUAUUUCUUAAUUUUCAUUACGCAUUAUAUUUAGGUAUUUAGCUGCUUUUUAGUACAUAUAAUUCCGGAUUAUUAUAGUCAUGGUUCAUCGAUGUGUUGUGCGGCGUCGUCUUGUCGGGUGGGUGGGUGGAAGUCGUUUUCCAAAUAUUCAUGAUAAAUCGGAUCGUCUUCAAUAAUAGAGUACUAAUUUUAUCAAUAACACUCGAAAAUUUUUUCGAUUCAAUUGUUAUGUAACUGUUCAACAUCGAUAGGUGGUCGAAAUUUCAAUAAACAAUAAAUUAUAAAUACCUUAUAUCGCUUAAAAUAAUUAUAUUCUGUACGUGAUUCUACAUAACAAUAAUAGAUUUUUCUGUGUUUCUGUUGUUGAAAAUUUUGUAAAAAAUAUAAAAAAAAGAUUUGCAAUUAGCGAAACUUGAUUUGCAAUUAUUUGGUGGUAUUUUAAAGUCGAACGGACAAAGUGGGGGGUCGACAUCAUGAGGGUGAAAAAGUAUAGAUUCAAUUUUCAUUUUUUUCAUUUUACAGAAGAAAUAUACAAGAACAUGAUCUCUCAUCGCGAAUGGUUUUUGUCACUGGAUUGA
Cinara cedri is the source of this 3524-nucleotide messenger RNA. The record is from the annotation of a GenBank genome assembly. NCBI's taxonomy places the organism in Eukaryota, Metazoa, Arthropoda, Insecta, Hemiptera, Aphididae.